Molecule: messenger RNA, 3314 nt
Organism: Octopus sinensis (East Asian common octopus)
Lineage: Eukaryota; Metazoa; Mollusca; Cephalopoda; Octopoda; Octopodidae
Product: 2-amino-3-ketobutyrate coenzyme A ligase, mitochondrial
Exons: 12
Coding region: 355-1677 (440 amino acids)
Biological process (GO): biosynthetic process; L-threonine catabolic process
Molecular function (GO): pyridoxal phosphate binding; glycine C-acetyltransferase activity
Source: RefSeq, a predicted model, not a curated record
ACAUGCCCUUCCCAUGUUUAAGACAAUAGGGUGAAAUUUGAAGGAGAUUAUAAUUGGCUGAGAGAGGAGGCAGAAGUUUAACAGGAGGUUGCACGGUUCGUCCGACAACCUGCUUAAAGAGUUCACUUAAGGGUUAUACACUUAUCCCUCCGUCUGUAUUGUUCCCAAUUACAACCCAGUCGUAGUGACACUUACUGACAUACUGCUAUGUUGUUACAUCUGGACAAACUAAUUGAUGUGUUUGUUUAAUGUCUGAUUGGUCGAACACGCUAACCUCACACACACAUACACACUCAAAUACAAGCACAGUUUUAUUAACUUCCACACAUCUCUCACUUGCACACAGGCUUGCACAUGGCUUCAUUCAGAAUGAUUAAACGACAGUUUGCUUGCCGCCAGAUGUUUCGAAAUGUUAUCAAGUUGUCAGAACCAACUUUAGCACCACCAUUAUACCAGCUGCAACCUCGAGCUAAUUCAGUCAGUUUAGCUUCUACCAAGAAAAUUUUAGAAGAAUCUCUGUCAGAAAUAAAAAACGCUGGAACUUGGAAAAAUGAAAGAAUUAUUGUCUCCAAACAAGGUGCUCAAAUCGGUGUGGAAGGUCAAACUAGCUCAAUCCUCAACUUUUGUGCCAACAACUAUUUAGGCCUAUCAGCACAUCCAGAAGUCAUAGAAGCUAGCAAAAAAGCUUUAGACACUCAUGGUGCUGGGCUAAGCUCAGUACGCUUCAUAUGUGGAACACAGAAUAUUCAUCGAGAACUUGAAGAGAAAUUGGCUUCAUUUCAUGGAAGAGAGGAUGCUAUUCUCUAUGCUAGCUGUUUUGAUGCAAAUGCUGGUAUUUUUGAAGUUCUACUUAGUCCUGAAGAUGCUGUUAUUUCUGAUGAACUCAACCAUGCAUCCAUUAUUGAUGGAAUUCGACUGUGUAAAGCUCAGCGCCACCGUUAUCUUCACAAGAAUAUGGAAGAUUUGGAGAAAAAACUUCAAGAAACAUCUGGUGCUCGACAACGCCUCAUUGUUACAGAUGGUGCUUUCAGUAUGGAUGGCAAUGUGGCUCCACUAAUAGAAAUCUGUGACUUAGCUGACAAAUACAAUGCUAUUGUGUUUAUUGAUGAAUGUCAUGCUACUGGAUUCUUUGGUAAGACUGGCAGAGGAACUGAAGAAUAUUAUGGCAUUGAAGGCCGUGUUGAUAUCAUCAAUUCUACCCUUGGAAAAGCAUUGGGUGGUGCUGCAGGUGGAUAUACUACUGGACCCAAGGCUUUGAUUGAUUUGUUACGACAGAGGUCUCGCCCAUACUUAUUCUCCAACACACUUCCACCUCCAGUUGUGGCCAGUGCUAGCAAGGCAUUAGAUCUUAUCAUGCAAGAUGACAGCCUGACUGGUAAGGUUCUGUCAAAUACAAAACGUUUUCGAACUCAGAUGGUCAAUGCUGGCUUUACUAUGUCUGGUGAUCCUGACCAUCCAAUUUGUCCUGUGAUGCUGGGAGAUGCUCGACUUGCUUCAAAUUUUGCUGAUAAAAUGCUGCAGCAAGGCAUCUAUGUAAUUGGUUUCAGUUAUCCAGUUGUGCCAAUAGGUAAAGCUCGGAUCAGGGUUCAAAUCUCAGGUGCUCAUUCUGAGGAAGAUAUUGAUCGUGCUGUGUCUGCAUUCAUAAAUAUUGGCAGAGAACUCAAAGUUAUCAGUUAAAAAGUAUAAAACAAACAAACACUCUUAUUGUUGCUAAUGCUGCUGGUGUUGGAAUUUUUCUCAUUUCUUCCAAUUUCUUAAAUGGUUCUUUUGUCUUUAUCAAACUCACUUAAGGCCCUUGCUGUGGCUAGACUAAUGUAUAGCCCCUGUUGUGACUGGGCUUACUCAUUGCCUGCCUCUAACAUAUUAUUCUUUAUCCCAUCUAUCAUUGAGUUUCUUUCCCAAUAUAGUCUUAAUCCCUCUUCUCUCCUCCAUCUCUUUCUCUCACUAAGCUGUUAAAUUAUACUAUUAUUAUUCACAAAUUGUACUGUUAUAUUAACUUUUUUCUAGAAUAUUCUGUCUCUUUCUUUCUUUCUCUUUUUUUCCCCACCAGUUUCUUCUCUCUCACCACUUCGGUAUUAGCUACAUGUUACAGACAUACACUAACAUUUAUACAUACACACAUUUACACAUGCACAGAUUUGUAUGUGUUUAUAAAGAGAUGUGCACCAAAUUAUGUGCUAUUUCCUUGCAGUUGAAAUCUUUUAAAAUUAAUCAAAACAGAUUCUCAGUCUUGGAAAAUUAUUCACAUAUCAAGCUCUUACUGAAUCUAUAAUUGAGCUUUAAAUCUCAAAAAACAUAUAUUCUUUUAUACAUUCCAGCCAUGUGGCUGCGGUCAUGCUGGAACAGUAUUUUAAAAAUAAAAUUUAAAAUAUAUAUGAAAAUCUAAAUAAGCUAUAUAAAAAAAAAAUAGUUGUAAGCCCAAUUUGAACAAUAUGAGAAUUAAAAAAAAAAAAAAUCUGGAUCAAAAAUAAUUGGAGGAUGAAUCUCAGAAGAUUUCCAUGUGGAAACUUCACCAUUUCCUAAUUAUUAUUUUAAUCAUAAAAGGACUAAUUCACCUGAAAUACUGGAAUGCCAGAUUAAGUACAUUGAUUGGCAUUAAUUAAGUCCUUUUAUGUUUUUGAAUUCAAAUCCCAUGAAGAUCAACUUUACUGUUCAUCUCACUGGGAUUGAUAAAAUGAAAAAAAAAAAACAGUAAUGUCUAAGUUUGAAUCUGUUGAUUACACUUCAUUUCUACAAAUUCCUGGCCUUUUGCCAACCUUAGAGAUUAUUAUUAUUGUGAUGAGUGCUAUUGUUGUGAUGGCAAGUUGUUUUUUCAAUUAAUAUUUUCAUUCCUGACUGAAGCAUUAUUGCCACAUAAACUCAUUCCUUCUUCCUAUAAAUUUGAGGCUUUAUGUUUUAAACAUUAUUGUGGUAAAUGCCAUGGUGCUAUGGUAAUGAAUCCACAGUGGAUUCAACUGCCUCAUUUCAUACUUCCAACUGAACCACAUUAACUUUUAUAGCUAAUUUUCUUGCAGCAUCAUAGCUUCCUAUUUUCCUGUUCCUUACCAAUUCAAUUAUGUAAAAUAUAUUAUUGUUAUUAUGAUAGGUGCCAGAUACAGUUUAGUGAACUAAUUUUAUCACUUGAUUUUGAUUCCCAGCAGAAACUAUUUUCAUGCCUCUGCAACCCCUAAUGCCUUUAGGAAAGCCAUGAGCAUCACAAUUUACCAAACAUUUGCUUCUUAUAAAUCUCUGAGGAAUUACGAUCUGACAAAUUAAGAUCUGAGGUAUUGUGUUGAUAAAAUAAAGAUCUGUGGGUUUUUUUUACCUAGAAAGUA